AUGGCAUCGACUAGUCUCCACCAGAUUCUGUGGCUUUUUGUCACUGGAAUAACUUUAUCUCACGCCUCCCUGGCACAGCGCGGCCAUGUCUUGCACGAAGAACGUCGCUCUUUGCCCUCCGGGUGGCAGAAAGGCGAUCGUCUGAACCCAGACAUCAUUCACCCUGUUCGAAUUGCAAUUGCACAGAACGGAUUAGAGCAAGGUGAAGAGCUCUUGAUGGCAGUAUCAGACCCAGACUCGCCACGUUACGGCCAGCACUGGACAAAAGAACAAGUCCAUAGCUUCUUCAGCCCAAGCGAAGAAGCCGUCACAACGGUCCAGCAGUGGCUCGAAGAAUUUCUUCCGGUGGCCGACCUGACCAAGCCUAUCACACAGUCGAAGAACAAAGCCUGGAUCGAAUUUUCAGCAACAGUACAGCAGUUGGAAGACUUGCUAGGGACUGAAUUCCACCACUACCACCAUACUGAUUCUGGGCGUACGGUCGCAGCGACAGAAGCGUACUACGUUCCCGUCAGCGUUGUCGAACACGUCGAUUUCAUAUGGCCCGGAAUCAUCUUAUCCCACGAGAUGGAGUCUGACAGCAACGCUUCGUUGCGAAAGCGAGGCGUCCCAGACGUGCGUCCAGUCACGCAACAGGGCGGUAUCCCCGUAGUACCUCUUCAGCUAGAAUCGAACCUUGGAACUAAAACCACCGUACCGUGCACAAACAACCACUCCGCAUUGGAGCCAGCGUGUAUUCGCGAUCUCUACGGUAUCCCUCACAAACCUGCGCCGUGGAAUCCCAAGUAUACACAUGCUAUAUAUGCUAAUGGAAUUGAAAAGUACAAGCAAGAAGAUCUCGAAAUCUUUUGGUCGGCGUUUGCGCCGGAAGUGCCAAAGGGUAUUGUACCUAAACAGAUUCUCAUCGAUGGUGCACCUGACCCAAGGUCUAAAAAUACAUCUGCUGGUGACGUCUUUAUCAAUCUCUCCUUGACUAUACCCUUGGUGUCUCCGAAUACAGUAACGAUUAUCAGUCCGGAUGAUCCCGUCAUUCAGGUCGAUCCGGUGUUGAGGGGCGGUGCUAAUAGUUUGCUGGAUGCCUUUGACGGGUCGUACUGCACGUAUAGCGCUUACAACGUGACUGGAGCGCUACCAGGCUGGGAAGCGCAAUACCCGAAUGCGGCAAAAGGCGGAUAUAAGGGUCAAAGACAGUGUGGAGGAGUGAAGCCGCCAUCUGUGCUUGUUAGCUCUUGGGGAGCAACGGAGGACUUUUAUCCCAUUUCCUUCCAACGCAGGCAAUGCAACGAGUUCAUGAAACUUGCCCUCCAAGGCACAACCGUCGUCAUCUCAACUGGCGACUGGGGCGUCUCAAGCAAAAGUCCCGAUUGCUGGGGCUCCAACAACGACCGCUGGACCGUCGCCACCCCAGCCAAUUGUCCCUACGUAACCUCUGUCGGCGGGACAAUGCUCAAAGACGGAGUCGAUAUCCGUAACCCUCACGGCGAAAAUCCAGAGCUCGGUUUUUCCUGGAGCGGCGGUGGCAUUUCCGCAAUCUACGCCCGGCCGAAGUGGCAACAACCUUCCGUUAGCAACUACCUUGCGAAAGCAUCAUUGGACAAGCCCGGGUUCACGGGCAUAGCUCCUUUGGUUGCGAACAACACUCUACUGUCAGACGUCAUCUCGGAGUUCGGGAAAGACGGUGUCCGUAGUCUCUCUGGCCGCGGGAUGCCCGACCUCUCCGGCAUUGCCACUGUUUCAUCCAACUACAUCAUUGACCAAGGAGUCCUCUACCAAGUAGGCGGGACCUCAGUGCCGGCACAGUAUGUUGCCGCUAUGAUUUCGCGUAUUAAUUUGGAGCGUUUGGCCGUGGGCAAGCCGGUCGUCGGGUUUAUCAAUCCUGUCCUGUACAAAUACGCGGAUCAUAUUGUUCGAGAUAUCACCGAAGGGGAGAGCAACAAAGGUUGCAACUCUACCGGUUAUCCGACUACUGUUGGAUGGAAUGCUGUUACUGGUCUUGGGGCGUUGAAGUAUAAGGAGGCUCUUGAGCUUUGGCUCAGUAUUUAA
Messenger RNA from Bipolaris oryzae ATCC 44560, 2043 nucleotides. RefSeq lists its product as uncharacterized. The transcript is spliced from 3 exons. NCBI's taxonomy places the organism in Eukaryota, Fungi, Ascomycota, Dothideomycetes, Pleosporales, Pleosporaceae. Gene Ontology annotation, molecular function: tripeptidyl-peptidase activity; serine-type endopeptidase activity. The coding region runs from base 1 to 2043 and encodes 680 amino acids. Gene Ontology annotation, biological process: proteolysis. The record is from RefSeq and is a predicted model, not a curated record.